GCCGCCCCGCCCACCUCUUCGUCACGGCUCCCUAGGGCAUCGCGCUCCGUCCUUGUUUGCUCCGCCAUUUUGAAGGAGCAGCGCAGAACGUCUCUGCAUUCGGAUUCUAUAUAAAAUCUUCUCGGGCUUCCCCCCCCUAACAACAUGAGUUCCCCCGUGAACGUGAAGAAGCUGAAAGUGUCGGAGCUCAAAGAGGAGCUGAAGAAGAGGAGGCUGAGCGAUAAGGGGCUGAAGGCCGAUCUCAUGGAGAGGCUGCAGACCGCCUUGGAUGAGGAGUUAGAGGCCGGAGGCGGAGUGGUCGGCGGUGCGGUCUCAGACGAAGGGGCCGAGGCCGCGGAAGGAGCAGACAUGGAGCCGAGCACUGCGGAGGAGGAAGAAGAGGAGGAUGAGGAAGCCAUGGAGGUUGGCGGGGAGAAUGGUGGCGACGAGGAGGAGGCCGAGGCCGCCCCCCCGGAUGACGAGAACGGAGACGAUCAGGGCUUUCAGGAGGGCGAGGAGGAUGAUGAGGAUGAGGGGAUUCCCGUGGGCCUGGAGGAAGAGGAUGACGAAGAAGGUGCCAGCGAUAAUAACCGCAACAAAGAAGAAGCCAAACCGGAGACAGAUAGUGUGCCCAGCGGGCCCCGGCCUCUCAUGGCCAUCAAGGUGGACGAGGCAGGGGCAGCAGGCCGAGGCGAUGGGAAAGAAAAAGAUAAGAAAAGAGGAGUGAAAAGGCCACGCGAGGAUCAUGGACGUGGCUAUUUUGAGUACAUUGAAGAAAACAAAUACAGCAGGUCCAAAUCGCCCCAACCACCAGUGGAAGAGGAAGAUGAAAAGGUGGAUGACGCAAAUGUUCUUCUUGAUACUUAUAACUGUGACCUACAUUUCAAAAUCUCACGGGAUCGUUUAAGUGCCUCUUCCCUCACUAUGGAGAGUUUUGCUUUCUUGUGGGCUGGAGGCAGGGCUACAUAUGGUGUUUCCAAGGGGAAAGUUUGCUUUGAAAUGAAGGUUACAGAAAAGAUUCCAGUAAAGCACCUGUUUACUAAAGACCUUGAUGUUCACGAAGUCCGUGUUGGUUGGUCCCUAAGUUCAUGUAGUUCAGUAUUGGGUGAAGAAGAACAUUCUUAUGGCUAUUCCUUGAAAGGAUCCAAAUCUUCUAAUGGUGUCGCAGAAGACUUUGGCGAGAAGUAUGAUGAGAAUGAUGUGGUCACUUGUUUGGCUAAUUUCGAAGGUGAUGAAUUGGAGUUGUCUUAUACUAAAAACGGUCAGGAUCUUGGAGUGGCAUUUAAAAUUGACAAAGAAGCUCUUUCAGAUAAGGCUCUCUUCCCUCAUGUCCUCUGUCACAACUGUGCUGUAGAAUUCAAUUUUGGCCAGCAGGCUGAGCCUUUCUUCCCGCUCCCUGAAGGAUAUCAAUUUAUUCAGGACGUGGCACUGGAAGACCGUGUAAGGGGACCACUAGGACCUGAACAGAAAAAAGAUUGCGAGGUAAUCAUGAUGAUUGGUUUGCCUGGCGCUGGAAAAACAUCAUGGGUAACCAAACAUACAGAAGAAAAUCCUGGAAAGUAUAAUAUCCUCGGAACAAAUAACAUCAUGGAGAAAAUGAUGGUUGGUAAUAAAAAGACGACUGAUCCUGCCAAGCUAAACUCUUUGCUUCAGAGGGCUCCACAAUGCCUUAGCAAGUUCAUUGAGAUUGCUGCUCGUAAGAAGAGGCACUACAUCCUUGAUCAAACCAAUGUGUCUCUGGCGGCUCAGAGGAGGAAAAUGUGCCUGUUUGCAGGUUUCCAACGCAAGGCUGUUGUUGUGUGCCCAAGUGAUGAGGUGUACAAAGAGAGGACACAGAAAAAGGCUGAAGUAGAGGGUAAAGACCUCCCAGAACAUGCCGUACUUAAAAUGAAAGGCAAUCUUACCCUGCCAGAAGCAAGCGAGUGCUUUGAUGAAAUAUCUUAUGUGGAACUGCAAAAAGAAGAAGCUGAGAAACUUGUAGAGCAGUACAAAGAAGAAAGCAAGAAGGCUCUUCCCCCAGAGAAGAAGCAAAACGUUGGCUCUAAGAAGGUUAACAAAAACAAGAAUAACAAGUCCAGAGGGGGUAUGCAACAUGGACAUGGUGGAGGGCACAGAGGCCGUGGAGGUGGAGGCUAUAAUAUGCGUGGUGGAAACUUCCGUGGUGGAGCCCCAAUGAAUCGUGGAGGAUUUAACAGGAGGGGGGGCAACAUGCCACAGCGUGGAGGUGGUGGUGGUGGAGGAGGAGGAGCAGUUGGAUAUCCAUAUCCUCGUGCACCAGUCUACCACAACCGAGGAGGAGGUUAUGGUAACCGCGGGAACUAUGGCCGUGGAGGUGGAGGUGGAAUGCCCAAUCGUGGAAACUACAACAACCAGAACUUCAGAAGAGGCGGAGGGAACCGUGGUUUCAAAAACCAUUCUCAGGGGUACAACCAGUGGCAGCAACCGGCCCAAUACUGGGGUCAAAAGCCAUGGAGCCAGCAGUACCACCAAGGAUAUUAUUGAAUACCCAAAUAAAAAUGAACUGAUACAUAUUUCUCUUCAAAACCUUCACAAGAAGUCGACUGUUUUUCUUUAGGUUAACUUUUAAAACAAAAACAAACAAAAAAAAAAAAACAUUCCACAAGAGGAAGUGCCUGCGGGUUCUUUAUUGGUUUUGUUUAAAACAUUUGUUUUUAGUUGCUUUUUUGGGUUGCAUUUUUUUUGUACAUUUUUAUUGCAGUUUUAAAGUACUAAGAACCUUAGCAUUGUGCACGAUAAAGAAUGUGUCAGUAUUUCAGGGUUCUCUAUUUUUCUCUGUAAUGUUUUUGUUUUUAAUUUCUAAAAAGUAAAAGAUAUUGCUUUGUACUUGGUGUCAUUAUUUAGGGUUUGAAGCCCUUCAUUGUCGCAGUGCAUAGGAAGGAAGUCAGGGUGCUGCUUUAGUGUUUUUUUUUUUUUUUUUUCCGUGGCUCAGAAUUUUGUAGUGGUCCUCAGCGUUCAGUCAUUCUUUCUUUUUACCUCCAUCUCACUAGUUUAGGGAGCAAACUUCCUGGCUUGUUAGAUCUUGAGGGCUGUUUCCAGCGUAAUGAGGGAAUGCACUAAACUAGCUUUCUGAGGAAGAUAGGUUGGUGCGUUAAUAGCUCUUUAAUGUUUUACUUUUCCUGUGGAAACCGCAGAGACUUUAACUUGUGAAGGUUUCAUAUUUUCUCCAUUUGUUAAAACACUUCGAUUCUGCAAAGAAUAGGCUUGAUAUGCCUGUUUCUUAUUAAACUAAACUUGUUGUAAAUCUAGCUGUCUGAUGGGAUCUGUAUGAAGUUAGCUGUGUUUGUAUCGCCUACUUACCCUUCCCUUGCAAUUUUUUUAUUUGCAUAGUGUGCUUGUAGUUGCACCAUUAUUGUAAACUAAUUAUAUUGUGAGUACAUUAUUAGCUAGCAUUUCUUUCUUAAGAAAUAAUGUCAGUUCUUUAUAUUUUGCCUGCUAACCUCUAAAGAGGGUGAGCUGGAAUACAUCGAUAGAAUUUUAUUUGCAAUAAAUAAAAAUGAUUUACA
Nanorana parkeri is the source of this 3503-nucleotide messenger RNA. It is a transcript of the gene HNRNPU, whose product is annotated as heterogeneous nuclear ribonucleoprotein U. The record is from RefSeq and is a predicted model, not a curated record. The coding region runs from base 145 to 2481 and encodes 778 amino acids. Gene Ontology annotation, molecular function: snRNA binding; transcription corepressor activity; TFIIH-class transcription factor complex binding. Gene Ontology annotation, biological process: regulation of mitotic spindle assembly; RNA localization to chromatin; CRD-mediated mRNA stabilization. Gene Ontology annotation, cellular component: nuclear speck; nuclear chromosome; centrosome. NCBI's taxonomy places the organism in Eukaryota, Metazoa, Chordata, Amphibia, Anura, Dicroglossidae. The transcript is spliced from 15 exons.